UGCUGCCGCUCCCUAGGCUCAGAGCUGCAAACAGGGAGCGGAGCUGAAGCUGAGCUGCAGCGCCACCCUGAGCGCCGAGCACCAUGUACGACCCAGAGCGCGGCUGGAGCCUGUCGUUCGCCGGCUGCGGUUUCCUGGGCUUCUACCACGUCGGGGCCACGCUGUGUCUGAGCGAGCGGGCCCCGCACCUCCUCCGCGAUGCACGCACCUUCUUCGGUUGCUCGGCCGGUGCACUGCACGUGGUCACCUUCUUAUGCAGUCUCCCUCUUGAUCACAUCAUAGAGACCCUCAUGGACCUUGUGCGGAAAGCCAGGAGCCGCAGCAUUGGCUCCCUCCAUCCCUCGUUCAACAUUAACAAGUGCAUCCGAGAUGGGCUCCUGGAGAGCCUCCCGGACAACGUCCACCAGAUCAUUUCCGGCAGGGCUUGCAUCUCGCUCACCAGGGUGUCGGAUGGGGAGAAUGUUCUUGUGUCUGAUUUCCAUUCCAAAGAUGAAGUCGUGGAUGCCCUGCUGUGCUCCUGUUUCAUCCCUUUCUUUUCUGGUCUAAUCCCCCCUUCCUUCCGAGGAGAGCGGUAUGUGGACGGAGGCGUGAGUGACAAUGUCCCCCUGUUGGAUGCCAAAACCACCAUCACGGUGUCCCCUUUCUAUGGCGAGCAUGACAUCUGCCCCAAAGUCAAGUCCACCAACUUCUUCCAGGUGAAUGUCACCAACCUCAGUCUCCGCCUCUGUGCUAGGAACCUCCACCUGCUGACCAGAGCACUCUUCCCACCUGAUCUCAAGGUGGUGGGAGAGCUGUGCUUUCAAGGCUACCUGGAUGCCUUCCGGUUCCUGGCUGAGAACGGCAUCUGCAAUGGGCCACAGCCCAGCCUGAGUCUGUCCUCAGAGGAGGUGGAGCCGGAAGCCACACCUCUCUGUCUGGAAGACAGCAACCUUGUGGGGGACCAGCUGCCAGUCAGCCUGUGCCUUACAGCUGUGCCCUGGGAUGAUAGCAUCAAGGAGACCCUGUCCCCCAAGCUCAGCACAGCUCUGAGCGAAGCGAUUAAGGACAGGGACGGCUAUCUGAGCAAAGCCUGCAACCUCCUGCCCAUCAGGAUCCUGUCGUACCUCAUGCUGCCCUGCACUCUGCCCGUGGAGUUGGCCAUCGCUGUGGUCCACAGGUUGGUGAUAUGGCUCCCUGACAUCCCUGAUGAUAUCCAGUGGCUACAGUGGGUAACAUCCCAGGUGUAUGCCCGCAUGACGACAUGUCUGCUCCCCUCCACCAGAUCCCGAGCACUCAAGAGUGAGCAGCAAACAUGCAAGCAUGGACAUCACCCAUUGCUACACAAGUCCCAGUGAGGCUCUGCUUGUUUGUAAAUUGCUGGCCUCCUGGCUUCCUAUGAACUUGGACACUCUCCCUGUGGGAGGAUCCAGGAGGAGCCCGAGCUGAGGCCACCCUGCCUUCCACACCAAGCCCAGCCUGACCUUCAGCUGAAGCACAAUGUCUGGAUGGUGGGUGGUGGCGGUGGGGGACUAUAUUCUCUGUUUUGUAGUGGGAAGGGUUCUGCUACUUUUGGAGGCAUCUAUGAAAUCACUCUCCGGGAGCUAAGCCCCUGUGCAGCUGCCCCUGGGUGCUGUGCAGUAACCUCAUGUCUGUGACCCCAAAAUCACAGAAUCUGGGCUAAGUUGGUAGUUUAUAGACACCAAAGAUGAUGAUUGGUUUUUAGAAGCUACUUUGGUCUGGGUGAAGUCUGCUGCUUGAGAGCUAACCCAGAGAGGAAGCUCCAGUCUCUCAGCCUGUGAAUGGUGGGGAUGACAAGGGCAGCCACGUUUGGAAACAGGAAUCCAAGCUGGUCGUUCUCAUAAGGAAAAUUGUUCAGAAGUGUGAUGGAUGGGGUGUGGCUGUCCUUGAAAAGGGCCUGCCAGUUGAGGGUCAGACAAGGUAACUUAUUAUAUUCAAGGACAUUGUUGGCUCUUACUAAAAUAGUUUAUAGGUAAUUUUAUAUGAGCACACCAGGGAAUGUGUAGUGAGCUACAUGGAUGGUCAGUGAGCUGUGAAUAGAAUUAACCUUAAAAUCUCUUGUGUAUGUGGGGGCAAAACAACACAGGUAGGCAGCACAGUGGACCUCUGCCUCCUCACCCUCAAUUUGAAUCUGGCCUGUUUUCUCCAGUGUCUCCAAAUCUCUGUACUGUCAUCAACUAUCACUGCCUCUCUCUGUUUCCGUCUUCUCCACGGGCCUUAAUGGGGAGAGGCAGCCACUUUUCUCAGGUGAAUGUAUACAGCUGUGGGCGUGAUGUGUUUCCUGUAAUUCACACAUUAGAUUAGAACAUAGAAAACAAAAGCCGCAACAAGGACCUGCUCAUACUCCUGAGCACUGGCAGUGAGGUUCAUGUCUCCCGGAGUCCUCGUGAGCUCCAGGUUCACACACACACUUCAGGAGGAAUCCUCACACCCUGGUGCACAUAAUCUUAGCAGGUUGAUCCUGAUUGAAUAGGAGACGACUCUGGGGGGAGAGAACGUGGUUCCAGAGAGAAAGCUUCGAGGCUACACA
Microtus ochrogaster (prairie vole) is the source of this 2527-nucleotide messenger RNA. It is a transcript of the gene Pnpla3, whose product is annotated as patatin like domain 3, 1-acylglycerol-3-phosphate O-acyltransferase. Gene Ontology annotation, molecular function: triacylglycerol lipase activity. The record is from RefSeq and is a predicted model, not a curated record. Gene Ontology annotation, cellular component: cytoplasm; lipid droplet; membrane. Lineage: Eukaryota; Metazoa; Chordata; Mammalia; Rodentia; Cricetidae. Gene Ontology annotation, biological process: triglyceride catabolic process; lipid homeostasis.